Messenger RNA from Eremothecium gossypii ATCC 10895, 741 nucleotides. RefSeq lists its product as uncharacterized. Lineage: Eukaryota; Fungi; Ascomycota; Saccharomycetes; Saccharomycetales; Saccharomycetaceae. The coding region runs from base 1 to 741 and encodes 246 amino acids. The record is from RefSeq and is marked provisional. The transcript has a single exon. Gene Ontology annotation, biological process: canonical NF-kappaB signal transduction.
AUGAGCCACACGGAGAGCGACAGUGACUAUAGCAGCUCUGAGGAGUCUAUACAGUACGAGAGACCGGUGUUUUUGCACGCGCGAGGCAGUGGUGCGACCUCUGACGAAGUCACACCGGCUGGCAUGCAUGCCUCCGGAGAGACACCUAGCCUGGGGCGCCCAGCAAACAUGACGAAACGGUUUGAUUUCUGUAAUGUGCACAAAGUGCGUUUCCGAGAGCCAGUGAUGUCCCCUCCAGUCUCUCAGACACCUUGUGGAGGACCGGUAACGGCGAACCUAAGGGCCUAUGGAGACGUCAACGGUUACCAGUUCCUUGUCACAGAAGACGCCUACAACCUCAUGUCGCCGACUUCAGAUACCGAGCCAACCACACCGCCGACUGUCCAUAUCCCUCCUAGCGCACCGCGGCCUGCCCGUGCCUCUGGGCGCCGCCGUGCGAUGAAAGAGUACUGGUUCGGAAGUCGCGACGUGCGCAUCCCCGUGCCUACGCUACCGCCUCUUCUGGACGCCAGCAAGGAAUGUGUUACUGCAGCGGGUGUCCGCGCGUUCCUGACGGAAAGCAGUCUGCUGCUGCAGAUCCCCUUUCAGCGGCUGCUGAAGGAGCAGCGGGUCCGCUGGCACCCAGACAGAAUGCAGCGCAUCUGCAGCAGCAGGGGUAUUGUUCCAGACACCAACCUGAUUACGCUCGUCUCGCAGGUUAUUAAUGAGCUCUGGCGUGAGUAUCAAAGUGGUCAAAUGUAA